Messenger RNA from Aquila chrysaetos chrysaetos, 3764 nucleotides. RefSeq names its product calmodulin binding transcription activator 2 (gene CAMTA2). Gene Ontology annotation, cellular component: nucleus. Gene Ontology annotation, biological process: regulation of transcription by RNA polymerase II. Gene Ontology annotation, molecular function: transcription coregulator activity; protein binding; double-stranded DNA binding. NCBI's taxonomy places the organism in Eukaryota, Metazoa, Chordata, Aves, Accipitriformes, Accipitridae. The record is from RefSeq and is a predicted model, not a curated record.
GGCGGCCGGCGGCGGGGGCGGAGGCGGCGGCGGCCUCUCAUUGCCGGCAGGUGCGAGCCCUUCCUCCGCGCCCCGAGGGGAGCUCUGAGGGCCCCGUGCUGCAUCCCCAAGAUGAGCAGCAAGGAACCCACCGAGGUCUCUGAGAGGAGCCACCUGAAGGUUUUCCUGCCCCGGAAGCUGGUGGAGUGUCUGCCCAAAUGCCCCGUCCUGCCCAAGGAGCAGCUGCGCUGGAACACCAAUGAGGAAAUCGCCUCCUAUCUCAUCACCUUCGAGAAACACGACGAGUGGCUCUCCUGCUCCCCCAAGACCAGGCCGCAGAACGGCUCCGUCAUCCUCUACAACCGGAAGAAGGUGAAGUACCGCAAGGAUGGCUACUGCUGGAAGAAGCGCAAGGACGGCAAGACCACCCGCGAGGACCACAUGAAGCUGAAGGUGCAGGGGGUGGAGUGCCUCUACGGCUGCUACGUCCACUCCUCCAUCGUCCCCACCUUCCACCGCCGCUGCUACUGGCUGCUGCAGAACCCCGACAUCGUCCUGGUUCACUACCUGAACGUCCCGGCCAUGGAGGAGUGCAGCCGCCCCUGUGCCCCCCCGCUUUGCGCCGGCAGCCCCCCACUUUGCGCCGGCGGCCCCCCGCUUUGUGCCGCCACCGCCGACCCCCGCGAGUGGCUCAAGUGGUCGCAGGAGGAGCUCGUCGCCCAGCUCCGCCCCAUGUUUCACGGGAUGAAGUGGGGCUGCAGUAACGGGGGGGGGGCCCCGGCCGGGCUCUCGCUGGAGCAGCUGGUGCAGCACGUCCUGGAGAGUCACCAAGCGCGGCCGCCCCCCCGCACCCACGCCUGCCUCUGCGCCGGGGGGCUGGGCACCCCAGGCCACAAGUGCGGCAGCACCAAACACCGCAUCAUCUCCCCCAAAGUGGAGCGGGGGGGCGGGGGGGCAGCGGCGGCUGAGCCCCCCAAAGCCGCCCCCUCUUCCCCCGACACCACCCAACCCUCCCCAGGCCUGGGGGGGGGCCCCCCCGAAGGGCCCCCCCCCUUUUCCCCGGGCCUCCCCCUUUUAGUAGUGGCCAAUCUGGGGGGGGGGGCCCCGGGGGGGCCCGAAAACCCCCUGGGUCUGACCCCCAGCCAACACCUGGUGACCCCCGAGGGCUCCUGCCCCACGGCGCCGCCCCCCCCCGCCGCCUUCGACCCCGACUGCUUCCUCAACAGCCCCCGCCGGGGCCAAACCUACGGCUGCGAGGCCGAAGCCCCUCCCGGCGCCCCCCCCCCCCCCCCCCGAAGCCCUGCCAAAAUUGGGGGUGACGAGGAAGAGGAGGAGGAGGAGGGGGUGGGGGCAGCACCACCGGUGCCCCCCCGGGACCUCGGCGCCGCUGCCGACCCCCAGCCCCACUUCGCCCUCCCCUUCGCCGAGCUGCUGGCGGGCGACGGCGGGGUCCCCCCCACCCCACGCGACCCCCCCCCACCCCACGCACCCCCCCCUACCCCUCCCGCCCCCCCCGACGAGCCGCCGGUGGCCAUCACCGACUUCUCCCCGGAGUGGUCCUACCCCGAGGGUGGGGUGAAGGUGCUGAUCACGGGGCCGUGGGGCGCCGGCGCCUACAGCUGCCUCUUCGACCGCGUCUCGGUGCCAGCCGCCCUGGUGCAGCCGGGCGUCCUGCGCUGCUACUGUCCCCCGCACGAGGCAGGUGUGGCCGCCCUGCGUGUGGCCUGCCCCCCCCGGCUCCUCUCGGCUGCUGCCCCAUUUGAGUACCGGGCGCGGGGGGGGGCGACCGGCCCCCCCGGAUCCCAGCUGGACUGGUUGUCCCUCGAUGAGGCCCAGUUCCGUCUGUCCAUCCUGGAGCGGCUGGAGCAGCUGGAGACUCGGCUGGGGGCCCUGCCCCCCCCGCGGCCCCCCCCCCCGCCACGCGGAGCCCCCCCGGAGCCCCCCCCGGGACAGGGGCCGGGGUCCUCCUUCGAGGCGCGGGUGGUGGCCGUCUGCGAGGCCAUGAUGGCGCGGCCGGGCUGGCUGGGGACGUUGUCGUCGUCGUCGUCGUCGUCAUCAUCGGGGACCUCGUCGUCAUCGGGGACGGCGCUGGCCCACGGGGCCACCUUCCGCGGGAUGACGCUGCUGCACCUGGCGGCCGCCCAGGGCUACGCCGGCCUGGUGGAGGCCCUGCGGCGCUGGCGGGCGCUGGCGGCCGACAGCCUGGAGCUGGAGCAGGAGGUCGACCCCCUCAACGUGGACCAUUUCUCCUGCACCCCCCUGAUGUGGGCGUGCGCCCUGGGUCACCGGGAGGCGGCGGAGCGGCUGUGCCGCUGGGACCGGCGGGCGCUGGCCGUCCCCGACACCCUGGGGCGGCUGCCGCUGGGCCUGGCCCGCGCCCGUGGCCACCUGGCCCUUGUCACCCGCCUGGAGGAGCUGCAGCCGCAGCUGUCACCUGCGUCCCCGCGCUGUCACCUCCCCGGCCUGCGCGUCCCCUCCCCGCUCUCCGCCAGCCCUGACACAGGGCUGAGCACGGCCAGCAGCCUCUCCUCCCCCUCGGGGCUCUCGGAGGGACCGGCCUCUGUCCCCCUGCCCCCCGGCCCCCCCGGCCCCCCCGAGGACGAGAGCUGGGCGGUUGGGGACCCCCCCCCCCCCAAGUGUCCUGAUGUCACCCGUGUGUCCCCCCAGGCGGAGGUGGUGACGCUGGCCCAGCAGAUCAUUGAGGCCACGCCUGAGCGCAUCAAGCAGGAGGCGCCGGGGGGGGCCCCCGGGGACAGCGGGGGGGCCCCAGCGACGGCGGGGGGGCCCCUGGGGACGCCGGGGACGCCGGGGCUGAGCGCCGCCAUGGCCUGGCUGGCCACCUACCUGGAGAGCGUCGACCGCCCCCCCGCGCCCCCCCACAGAGCGGAGGCACCCUCCCGGGGGUCCCCGGGGGUCCCCGAGGGCCGCCCCCCCCCCCCCUCGGCGGCCGGCUGGGCCGAGUUCCUCAACGCCUCGGGGGGGGCGCGGGGGGAGAGCGCCGUCGCCCUCCUCACCCUCUCCGACCAGGAGCAGCACGAGCUCUACGAGGCCGCCCGCCUCGUCCAGGGCGCCUUCCGCAAGUACCGGGGCCGGAGGCUGAAGGAGCAGCAGGAGAUGGCGGCCGCCGUCAUCCAGCGCUGCUACCGCAAGUACAAGCAGUUUGCGCUGUACCAGCGGAUGACGCAGGCGGCCAUCCUGAUCCAGAGCAAGUUCCGCAGCUACGCGGAGCAGAAGCGGUUCCAGCGGCGGCGGCGCGCGGCCGUCCUCAUCCAGCAGCGCUACCGCAGCCACCGCGAGCACCAGCGCCUGCAGCAGGGCCCCCGCGCCCCCCCCGCCGGCCUGCCCCCACGCCUCCGGGGCACCUUCCUCACCAUCAAGCAGGACCAGGCGGCCCGGAAGAUCAUGCGGUUCCUGCGGCGCUGCCGCCACCGGAUGGAGGAGCUGAAGCAGAGCAAGGAGGGGGACAGUUUACAGAAGCGGGGCCUGGCCUCGUGACACCCCCACGGGGGACCCAGGCGUCCGGGGGGGGCAGCCCCUCCCCCCCCAAUCCCCCCCCCACCCCCACAGGCUUCGCCUUAUCUCCGGUGCCAAGCGCGCCCCCCCCAGAUCCCCCCAGCACCCGGCCGCCUGGGUCCUCCCUGGGGGAGUCGGGGGGGGGGGGGGGGCAGGGCUACCCCACGCCCCUCCCCCCUGCUCCUGUACCCUCCCCCCGGCCCUCCUCCCCGCAUGCCCCCCCCCCCCCCCCCCCCCCUCGCGCGGGCCCUUUGUACAAAGUUCCAUUAAAA